This is a messenger RNA of Dracunculus medinensis (Guinea worm), 1560 nucleotides long. NCBI's taxonomy places the organism in Eukaryota, Metazoa, Nematoda, Chromadorea, Rhabditida, Dracunculidae. The record is from the annotation of a GenBank genome assembly.
AUGCUAGCGAUAUUUUCAUCAACGAUAAUUUUAUUAAAACUUCAAUCAGUAUUGGGAGAUUUUGCAGAUGAGGAACUUGUUGCUAUUGUCGAUGAAAUUCCACUAAUUGAUGAAACUAUUCAUGCCUGUGAUCAAAACAACUCUAAUAAUUGGUUCAUCUAUUGUUCUGGGCGUUUGCUUGAAGCAGUUAAUGUUCAUAAAAUAUAUGAUGAUUCGAAAACUUUUGUCGACAUGCCAAUGAAAGUCAAUCCAGAAAUUGUCAUGGAUGAAUUCAACAAACGAUUCGCUAAUCAAAAUUUGAUGGAAAUUGAGCGAAAAGAUUUAGAAGGAUUCCUCAAUGAAUUCUUUAUGCCUUCUGGCAGUGAACUUGUCAGUUGCACACCAAAAGAUUGGACACCUUUUCCACCAAAACUGAUGCAAAUCGCUGACCCAUUAUUGCGAGAAUGGGCUCUCGAGUUGAAUAUUAUUUGGAAAAGCUUGUGCAAGAAGGUGAAUGCAUCUGUCGAAACUCAUCAAUCUCGAUAUUCAUUGAUUUAUGUUCCACAUGAAUUUAUAAUACCUGGAGGUCGUUUUCGAGAAUUCUAUUAUUGGGAUGCCUACUGGAUCAUUAAAGGCUUAUUGGCAUCUGAUAUGUUCAUUAGCGCAAGAGCCAUGAUUCUCAAUUUGGCUUAUAUCGUUAAAAAAUAUGGAUUUGUACCGAAUGGUGGGAGAAUUUAUUAUUUACAACGAUCACAGCCACCGCUUCUCAGUGGUAUGGUGUAUGAAUACUAUGAAAGUACCCAAGAUACGGAAUUUGUGAAAGAAUUAUUGCCUACACUGGAAAAAGAAUUCAGUUUUUGGCACACACAGAGAACAAUAAAUGUAACGAUGAAGAAUAAACAGCGAUAUACAGUAUAUCAGUAUCGUGCUAAAAGUAAUGUGCCUAGGCCGGAAUCGUAUAGAGAGGAUCUUGUAACUGCUCAAGAUGUCAUGAAUAAGUCCACACUGUGGCAGAACAUAGCAAGUGCCGCAGAAUCUGGAUGGGACUUCAGUACAAGGUGGUUCGCUGAUGGACAAUCACUAAAUACAGCUGAAACGACCAAAAUUCUACCUGUUGACCUAAAUGCAUUUAUGUGUUGGAACAUGGAUAUCUUGGAAUAUCUUUUUGAAAGAAUUGGUGAUGCAGUGAAAUCAGCAAAGUAUCGGGAUAUUAGAACAGUUUUUCGGAGUGCUAUGUAUAAUGUAUUUUAUAAUAGAACGAUGGGUGCUUGGUACGAUUAUAAUAUGCGAGAAAAUAGGCACAAUACCAAAUUUUAUCCAUCGAUAGCUGUACCUUUAUUCACAGGAUGUUAUCAUAUGCUUAAUCAACAAAAAUCUGAACGGCUUUUCAAGUUGAUGCAUAAGGUGGGAGCAUUCUCAUAUCCAGGUGGUUUGCCAACAAGUUUGGCUGUGAAUAGCAAUGAGCAGUGGGAUUUUCCAAAUGGCUUUGGUCCAUUAAAUCAUAUGGUCAUCGAAGGACUGCGUAAAUCUGAAAAUGCUCAAAUGCAAUAUCAGGUCAAAUUUUUUAAUUCGAUUUACUAA